Molecule: messenger RNA, 884 nt
Organism: Aphanomyces invadans
Lineage: Eukaryota; Oomycota; Saprolegniomycetes; Saprolegniales; Verrucalvaceae
Exons: 5
Coding region: 14-778 (254 amino acids)
Biological process (GO): protein depalmitoylation
Cellular component (GO): cytoplasm
Molecular function (GO): carboxylic ester hydrolase activity; palmitoyl-(protein) hydrolase activity
Source: RefSeq, a predicted model, not a curated record
UGGAAUCAGUGAAAUGCUUGGAGGUGUGCGCCGCCGCGUGCCUCUGCUGCACUUUCGCUCCAUGUCCCGACGUCCUUCAUCCACGCAUGCCGUCGCACUCGGCGACGCAGACAGCAUCACGUUGAUUCCAAAGGCACCGCACACGGCAUCGUUGAUCUUCAUGCAUGGCCUGGGGGACACCGCUCAUGGGUGGGCAGAUUCGAUUCUCCACAUCGCUCAGCGACUUCCUCAUCUCAAGUGCGUUCUUCCCACGGCACCAACACAACCUGUCACACUCAACAUGGGCAUGGCGAUGCCGUCGUGGUAUGACAUUCGAUCGCUCACGGAUCGCGAGGGAGACCCAUGCUCAGGGAUCGAUGCAUCUCGCGAGCGUAUCGAAAACAUCAUCCAAGCCGAAAUCGAUGGUGGAAUCUCGCCUUCUCGAAUCGUGCUGGGUGGUUUCAGCCAGGGAGGAGCUAUGAGUUUGUACACUGGAUAUCAACUGGACAAAGCUUUGGGGGGUAUUCUCGUCCUCUCUGGAUACCUUCCCAACCAAGAGGGAUUCCAUGCAAACGCAGUGACCAAGAACGUGCCGCUUCUUAUGUGCCACGGAGAAGAUGACAUGGUGGUGCGCUUGGACUGGGCAAAACGGUCGUUGCAAGUGUUGAAGGCCGCGAACGCCGUCGAGACCGUUGACUUCAAGGUAUAUCCAGACAUGGAGCACAGCGCUAGUCUCGAGGAGCUGGACGCCAUCGAACGAUGGCUCAAGAAGCGCGUGCCGCACGUUCCAUCGUCCUAGAAGGCCGUGUUGCCACGGUUCCCUGUGGGAAAAUUCAAAACAGAGGGAAUUUCGCGCGCAAUGGUCUAGAAUAUUUUGAAUUGCAUUCAAGAACGCUGUCAUUGGA